Molecule: messenger RNA, 848 nt
Organism: Stomoxys calcitrans (stable fly)
Lineage: Eukaryota; Metazoa; Arthropoda; Insecta; Diptera; Muscidae
Product: protein NDUFAF4 homolog
Exons: 4
Coding region: 114-707 (197 amino acids)
Biological process (GO): mitochondrial respiratory chain complex I assembly
Cellular component (GO): mitochondrion
Source: RefSeq, a predicted model, not a curated record
UUGUGAUUGUAAGACCCCUUAUGUUUAAAAAAAUGUAGGGUUAUAUUAGAGUAGAAUAAUUCAUUGUUAUUAUUUUGUAUAAACUUGAAUCUAUUCAAUUAAAUUUUGUCAAAAUGGGUAAAGUAAUGUCCGUAGUGUCCCGUAAAAUAAAUCGGUUUAAUGUUGAGAAUAGAGCUCAUCGGGUAUUGGAGAGGGACAAGCCCACACCGGCACCUAAAUAUGAAUCAAAUUUAAGGGACAUGGAACGAACAGUAGAAUUGGAUCCCAAUUUCGUGGAAAAACUGAAUAAAAAAGACGAGGCAUUGGAUAAACGACUAAAAAAUGUUUAUGUAACAUCCGAGGAUAGAUUUAUAGAAUAUGGAAUAAAGCGUAACGAAGAAGCAGAUCAAAAGGCACUGCCUUUGGACCGCAAAACCCCAGAAGACUUUGAAUUUGGCUAUAUGGAACCGAAAAGAGUAACACCGGGACGUUGUACUUUGAGGCAAGCCUUGAAAUUUAUAACAGACCAUCAAUCGGACCCAGAGCAAUGGACUGCGGCGAGAAUAUCAGAGGAAUAUAAACUCAAACCAGAAUUAACGGAAAAUAUACUCAAAUACUUCCGCAGCUAUAGUAUUUAUAUACCUGAUAUAAAAUCUAAAGAGACCAUACUAACGCAAGCUAAAAGAAAUCUGCUAACGGACAAGUCAGAUAAACCCAAAGAAGAGUAGUUGAUGAGACAACAAUGCAAUUUUGUUUUAUCUAAGUUAGAAGUCUCAGAAAAUUUGUUAACGGAAUGCUUAUGCAUAUACUUAUUAAAAUAGCUAAAAGUGAAAUAAUCGAAAUAAUUUAUGUUAUAUUUAUUAUUUUUA